AUGCUAACUCCUUGUUCUCUUUUGGCAGGACCCGGCCCGCAGCCGCUACGAGGCAUGUCCGGAUUCCCCGCGCCACAGCAAGCACAGGCUCGAAACGCAACAUUGGCCUCAACAAGAUUGCCGAACGGAAAACUGGGUGGCGCAGCGAAUUGGAACUUCAAUCUGCCCGCGAGUGGAACUUCUACCCUACAAAGCAAUCAGCAACGCAGCAUGGGAACGAUGGGCAGUUUCGCACAGAGCUUGGGCGGUUCCCAGACAGCCACACCUCUAGACCUUUCCGAGUUUCCCUCUCUCUCAGGCGCACCACAGCAAUCACAAUCUCAGAACCCUGGACAGCAUGUGUGGGCUAAUGCCAGCCAACGAGCUGCUCAGCACACACCUGUUCAGAGACAGCAGCUUCCCCCGACAUCGCAACCCCCUUCGCGAACCUCUCAAACCCAACCACAUCCCGUUCAGCAACCGCAGCAACCUCCUCACGAUGACAUGUUUCCCUCCGGCGCCCAGUUCGCCAAUCGGUUAGACGACUUCAGGAAUGGUGGCCAGGGCAUCAGCAGCCAGCUAGGAGCUGGCACUCAGCCGCAGACAGGCAACAUCGACGAAUUCCCUCCGUUGGGCCGAAAUGUUGCUGCUGAGAUUGGCCAAGACCGCCGGGGCUCGUUGAUGCAAAAUACUGCGUUUGGAAGUUACAAUUCAGGUAUUGGAACAUCACGGUCGCCUGUUAACCAAGGACCCAAUGGGGUCUUGGGGCAGGAGAAGGAGGUAGGUAGAUCGGCGAUCGUCUUUCCCAGGCCCCGCACUCACCGACACCAACAGGACUUGAACAACAUCCUCAUGUCGGGUCAACGCAACUUCAGCGACCCGCAACAACUGCAGCAAAGACAGCAACAAGCCAAUGAAGGACAAGAUGUUUCGGUUCCCGCCAACGCACAAAGUGCAGAACAACCACCUCUCGCACAGAUGAGCGAGUUGGACCGAUUUGGCUUGGCCGGCCUAUUGCGCAUGAUUCAUAGCGAGAGCCCCGACGUGGCCAGUCUUGCUGUUGGCCAAGAUUUGAUGACUCUAGGACUCGAUUUGAACCAGCCAGAACCCCUCCACACCUCGUUCGCGUCGCCGUUCGUGUCAUCCAUGUCCGCAGUCCCGUUGGAACAAGAUUUUUCCUUGCCAUCCUGCUACAAUGUCGCCAACAUUCAAUCACUUCAAUCUCGCAUUCCCGGCUUUAGCGACGAGACCCUUUUUUACAUCUUCUACAGUAUGCCUCGAGAUAUCAUGCAGGAACUCGUUGCGGAAGAGUUAAUGGGUCGCAAAUGGCGAUACCACAAGCUUGAGCGAUGCUGGUUGACCCGUGAUGAACAAUAUCCUGGUCCAGUUGAUGUUGAACGUGGUGUUAGCGAACGUGGUGUUUAUCUACUGUGGGAUCCUGCUAGUUGGAAGAAGGUUCGACGUGAGUUCAUUCUUCGAUACGAGGAUUUGGAUAAUCGAUUGGAAGCCAACGGGGGAUUGCUCGUCCAGUUGGUCAGACGCAUCAUGCUUCAUAAGAGCUUAUGCAUGCACCCCGGGUCAGGCGCGGAUAGUAGUUUUAAAUCGAUCAGCAGUGGCGUUUGGCUAUCUGGUUUGUAA
Molecule: messenger RNA, 1617 nt
Organism: Penicillium malachiteum
Lineage: Eukaryota; Fungi; Ascomycota; Eurotiomycetes; Eurotiales; Aspergillaceae
Product: NOT2/NOT3/NOT5 family protein
Exons: 6
Coding region: 1-1617 (538 amino acids)
Biological process (GO): nuclear-transcribed mRNA poly(A) tail shortening; regulation of DNA-templated transcription
Cellular component (GO): CCR4-NOT core complex; P-body
Source: RefSeq, a predicted model, not a curated record